AUGAAAAAUAUAUUUAAUGAAGCAUUAACCAAGCAAAUUCAAAUCUCAAGUUACUACUCAUGCUUAAAAUUUUAUGGUUUUCAAGUAAGUUUAGUUGAAAAUUUUUGUAUACGAAAUGUGUCCCAAUGGGAUUUAUUGAAAACUGAACGUUCAAGAGUAAAACCAAUCUCAAAUUGUCCAAAAAUCGAUAAAAAUGAGAAAAAUGUUGAAGAGAUACAUUCAGCAUAA
Clunio marinus is the source of this 228-nucleotide messenger RNA. The record is from the annotation of a GenBank genome assembly. Lineage: Eukaryota; Metazoa; Arthropoda; Insecta; Diptera; Chironomidae.